AUGCGUUUCUAUUUCCUGCUCGCCGGGACCCUCUUUGGUGCCCACGCCGCACCGAGCGGGCAGGGUAUUGCUGUCGACGACACACCCAAAAUCCCACAGGCGGACCUCGAGAAGCUGAGCAUUGAACGUGGAUUGAAAAAAAACCUCAAUUGCACGUAUUCGCCUCAGUACCGCGUGUCUGAAUGCGCUUUGAUGGAAGGCGAGAACACUUUCGAUCGCUUGGGGCUGCGCGUCCAUAUGUUUAAUGGCAACAAGUCUGGAUCAAUCGAAACGAUCUAUGGCACCUUUGGCAAGGUGUUUAAGCAUAAGAACCGCGACCCCCGCAUCCAUGUCCUGUUCGAGGCACCCAAGCCAGGAGCGACGGUCGAAAUGGAGAUUGAUGUCAUGAGGGAGUUCGGCGAGGCCCAAGUUCCCGUGAAGAGGCUUUCGGAAUUCUCGAUUAUGCAGAGGAUCCACGACGGAAUCCUUUCGGACACGCGCAGAUAUCAGAUUGAAGCUCUCGUCUUCGAGAUUCACCACGUGCAGUCGAACAUGACUCUGAGAAACGAAGCAGAAGCGCCCUGCAUGGAUGGUUUGAGUUGGUUUCCGCCGUCCAAUGUCUUGAAUCGAGGAUUCAAGACGCGCAGGUUGCAUACAGUCUGGAAGCAGACGUGGGGGCCGUCCGUGUGGACUGUCCGCGAGCGAAUGGAGGAAGGGAGCGUCCAACUAUCCGGGCCAUGCAUGCCGAAAGGUUUCAAUGCGGAGGAUUGCGAAUCCGAUCCGGUCUAUCAUGGAUACCCGCCGGUCUUGAUGGACAGGGAGGAGCCAAACGCGGACAAUGUAAUGAAUACCGACAAGGCAACUGAGUGA
Messenger RNA from Drechmeria coniospora, 849 nucleotides. RefSeq lists its product as uncharacterized. Lineage: Eukaryota; Fungi; Ascomycota; Sordariomycetes; Hypocreales; Ophiocordycipitaceae. The coding region runs from base 1 to 849 and encodes 282 amino acids. The transcript is spliced from 6 exons. The record is from RefSeq and is a predicted model, not a curated record.